Messenger RNA from Hipposideros armiger (great roundleaf bat), 754 nucleotides. Its product is annotated as glutamic acid-rich protein-like. Bases 89 to 637 code for a protein of 182 amino acids. The transcript is spliced from 4 exons. The record is from RefSeq and is a predicted model, not a curated record. Gene Ontology annotation, molecular function: serine-type endopeptidase inhibitor activity. Lineage: Eukaryota; Metazoa; Chordata; Mammalia; Chiroptera; Hipposideridae.
CUGAUUCAUUUUUGCAGAAGAAGUCAAGCACCUUAUACUGGUCACAUGGUAGACAGUGUGACCAUUUCAAAGAAGUAAGGCUCAGAAGAUGGACCGGCUCUGCCUCUCCGCAGCCCUUCUCGUCCUCUUGAACAUCCUGGUGGCCGGCGCCCAGCGGAGUGACACCAUUUCCCCUUCCCAGCGCCGUCCCGUGUUCUGCCUGGAGCCGCCCUACAAGGGUCCCGGGAAGGCGGUGUUUCCCAGGUUCUUCUUCAACACCAGGUCCGGGGUCUGCGAGGCCUUCGCGUUUGGCGGCGGCAGAGCCAAGCUCAACAACUUCCUGACCAAGGAUGAGUGCACCCGAGUCUGCAGUGGGAGAAAACCAGCCUUCGAGACCGAGGACAAGCUCCAGGCUCAGCCUGAACUCAAGGACGAGCCUGGGGACAAGACUGAGGAGGCGGACCUGAUCCAGGUGCCCGUGUGCCAGAGCCUGGAGCCUGAGGACCAGGACGGAUACGAGGCCGAGAAGCCUGAGGAUGACGACUAUGACAUCGAGGACGACGGUGAGGAUGAUGGUGAGGACGAGGACGAUGGUGAGGACGAGGACGAUGAGGAGGACGAGGAGGACGAGGAGGACGAGGAGGAGCCCCAGGACUAGCAUGAGGACGAGCCUUAGACGGAGGGGACCCUGGAACCUGAGCUGCCCUGAGAUGCUGAAGGAGACCCCACGCAGGGCUAGGCCAUGGUGACCUUCUGAAGCGGUUCAGCCUACUCC